Euleptes europaea (tarantolino) is the source of this 1784-nucleotide messenger RNA. RefSeq names its product FGR proto-oncogene, Src family tyrosine kinase (gene FGR). Gene Ontology annotation, biological process: protein phosphorylation; cell differentiation; cell surface receptor protein tyrosine kinase signaling pathway. Gene Ontology annotation, cellular component: extrinsic component of cytoplasmic side of plasma membrane. NCBI's taxonomy places the organism in Eukaryota, Metazoa, Chordata, Lepidosauria, Squamata, Sphaerodactylidae. The record is from RefSeq and is a predicted model, not a curated record. The transcript is spliced from 13 exons. The coding region runs from base 93 to 1718 and encodes 541 amino acids. Gene Ontology annotation, molecular function: signaling receptor binding; ATP binding; non-membrane spanning protein tyrosine kinase activity.
GCGCCAGGCGGCCGGAGGUGCUUGUUCACAGCCAACGAAAAGCCAUGGCACAGCAGCGCUGACCUGAAGUGCAGUUUUGGUGCCACCCAGCGAUGGGUUGUGUGCAAUGCAAAAAGAAGGGGGUAAGCAAGAAUCAGAGCAAUGGCAGCGACGGGGCAGCCAACCAGCCCCCCAACUCCUGCUACGACCCCAAUUCCACCCAGCAGAACCCCUCCAACAACUUCCCACGCAUCCCCGAUUUCAACAACUUCCCAGGGACACCGGGGCCCUCCACACCAGCCUUCCUUCCAGGCUCUGGCUUCUACCCCACCCCUUCCCUGCAUACGCAUGGAGUCGGGGUUGCAGGUGGGGGAGUGACCCUUUUUGUCGCCUUGUACGACUACGAAGCCAGGACGGAGGACGAUCUCACAUUUAUGAAAGGAGAGAAGUUCCACAUCAUCAACAACACAGAGGGAGACUGGUGGGAGGCCCGGUCUCUGAGCACGGGAGCAACGGGCUACAUUCCUAGCAAUUACGUGGCACCUGUGGACUCCAUCCAAGCAGAAGAGUGGUACUUCGGGAAAAUCGGCCGUAAGGAUGCAGAGAGGCAGCUCUUGUGCCAUGGCAGCCCCCGGGGGACCUUCCUCAUCCGCGAGAGCGAGACCACCAAAGGUGCCUACUCUCUGUCUAUCCGCGACUGGGACGAGAUGAAAGGUGACCACGUCAAGCACUAUAAGAUCCGGAAGCUGGACAACGGAGGCUAUUACAUCACCACGCGGGCUCAGUUUGAGACUGUGCAGCAGCUGGUCCAGCAUUACAUAGAGAGAGCUGCGGGGCUCUGCUGCCGCCUGGCCGUGCCCUGCCACAAGGGGAUGCCCAAGCUGGCAGACCUUUCCGUCAAAACCAAAGAUGUUUGGGAGAUCCCGCGCGAAUCGCUGCAGCUCAUCAAGAAACUGGGCAACGGGCAAUUCGGGGAAGUGUGGAUGGGCACGUGGAACGGAACCACCAAAGUGGCGGUGAAGACCCUGAAACCAGGGACCAUGUCUCCAGAAGCCUUCCUGGAAGAGGCCCAGAUCAUGAAGCGCUUGCGGCAUGACAAGCUGGUGCAGCUCUACGCUGUGGUGUCCGAGGAGCCCAUCUACAUCGUCACCGAGUUCAUGAGCCAAGGGAGCUUGCUGGAUUUUUUAAAAGAUGGAGACGGGCGAUUCCUGAAGCUACCGCAGCUGGUGGAUAUGGCGGCCCAGAUUGCAGCUGGAAUGGCCUACAUCGAACGGAUGAACUACAUUCAUCGAGACCUGCGGGCAGCCAACAUCCUGGUGGGAGACAAUUUGGUGUGUAAGAUCGCCGACUUUGGCCUGGCCCGCCUCAUUGAGGACAACGAAUACACAGCACGCCAAGGUGCCAAAUUCCCCAUCAAGUGGACAGCCCCUGAAGCGGCUCUUUACGGCAAGUUCACCAUCAAGUCAGAUGUGUGGUCCUUCGGCAUCCUCCUGACUGAGCUCGUGACCAAGGGCCGAGUACCAUACCCAGGCAUGAAUAACCGGGAGGUGCUGGAGCAGGUGGAGCGAGGGUACCGCAUGCAGUGCCCAGGUAACUGCCCGCUCUCGUUGCACGAGCUGAUGGUGCAGUGCUGGAAGAAGGAGCCCGAGGAGCGGCCCACCUUUGAAUACCUCCAGUCCUUUCUCGAAGACUAUUUUACUGCCACAGAGCCUCAGUAUCAGCCGGGUGACAACCAAUAAUAGUUGCCAAGGGUGUCAGCUGGGACUCUCGACCACAGACAGCCCACCGUGGCCCCUGGCGGGGCU